AUGAAUGACAACAAACAUCAUGAAGUCGGUGAAGGCUAUGUUCCCAAAAUCAAUCAAGUGGCCCAGAACUACAUUGACGAAUUGCUGAAGGAGGAGAAACGCUUACCGAAGAACUUUCCUCUUGUGGCCGAUUUAAUAAGAUAUGCAAUUGAUCGUGUUUAUUCAACCGGUCGCAUACCCGGCAAAGAAUUCAAGGCAGAUGUUUAUGAACAAAAACCCAUUAAGAUAACUCAAGACGUCUACAUACCCGUAAAAGAAUAUCCAAAAUUUAAUUUUAAAGGAAAAAUAUUAGGACCCAAAGGUAAUACUCUCAAACGUUUACAUCAGGAGACUCUAUGUAGUAUUGCAAUCAAAGGUCGUAACUCGAUGCGUGAUCAGGAACGUGAAGAUGAAUUACGACAAUCUGGUGAUCCUGCUUUUAAUCAUUUAAAUAGAGAUCUAUAUGUAGAAAUUGGUACGAUCGCACCACCGGCAGAGGCAUAUGCCCGUUUGGCGUACGCGUUAAGGGAAAUUCGUAAAUAUAUUAUACCCGAUCGUAAUGAUGAAAUAUCACAAGAACAAUAUCGUGAACUAAUGCAAAUUGAUCCGCAAUUGGCUCGUGCGACAUAUCGUAUUAAGAGUGUGCCACAAAAAUCUAUAUUCCAAAAACUUGUUAACAUGGGAGCUAGCAGUACUGCUAGUUCGGCAGCUCAUAGUGUCGAUGAUUCCAGUGGUCAACCAAAAAGCAUUCCAUGUAGUCCAGGGAUGUUCUGUUAUGAACAUAUCAAUGACAGCAUAGUAUUUCAGUCGGUGUUUGUCUGUUCAUUUCAUUACACGCUAGCAUGUGACAAGUGGUUUAGUAUUCAGUUGAUAGGAACAAUGUAA
Musca vetustissima is the source of this 864-nucleotide messenger RNA. Its product is annotated as KH domain-containing, RNA-binding, signal transduction-associated protein 3-like. The transcript is spliced from 5 exons. Gene Ontology annotation, biological process: regulation of alternative mRNA splicing, via spliceosome. Gene Ontology annotation, cellular component: nucleus. Lineage: Eukaryota; Metazoa; Arthropoda; Insecta; Diptera; Muscidae. Gene Ontology annotation, molecular function: mRNA binding. The record is from RefSeq and is a predicted model, not a curated record. The coding region runs from base 1 to 864 and encodes 287 amino acids.